AUGGAUAAAUUAACGGAAGAAAGUGUUGAAAAUAGGAAUAAAUUAAUCGAUGAAUGGAUUGAAAGCAAUAAACUGUUGAAAGAAAGGACUGAAAACGAAAGGCGUGUGAAAUGCGAGGCAAAUGUUGUGGCAAUUGAUGUGAAAAAGAAAAUUAAAGAAACGAUUAAAUGUUUAAAGAAAGUGAAUUCAAUCGAAAAGUUGAGAAAUAUUCUCAAAUCCAAAGUCAGACAAAGAUCUGAAGAGAUUAGCGAUGAGAGCGACGUCUCGUUUAGCCAUCGAUGCAAUGAAUUGAAGAGUUUAUUGAAAGAAAGACUGGAAAUGUAUCGCAAAGAAGAAAAUGCAAUCAAUUGUAUGGUUAAUAUCGAAGUUCACAAACAAUUGAAUGAUAAACAGCAAGAAUUGUUCACUCAUUUAAGUGAAAGUCAACAUCAAAUCUAUGAAUGUCUGUUUGGGAGCCAAUCGUUUCCCGAGACUAAUAAUCCGGAAUCGCUUAAGAAUUGGCAAUUCUUUGAGAGAAGUCAUCACAACAUUCAUAAUAUGAUUGCAAUUAGAAAUUCCUGGGAUUCCUAUCUUGAUAUGAAUUGUGGCGGUUCUGUGCCUAAGAAUUAUCGCUCAAUUGAUAAAUCAUUGCACAAAUUGAGAGAAAUGCCCGAAAAGAAGAGCAAAUGCGAGACAAAGAGCGAUGCGAUUGAAGACAAAUGUGUCGACUCUGAGACCAAUUGUCCGACAAAUUCGGUUCAAAUCAAUGCUUUGAAUCACGAAAGCAGAAGAAGUGCUUUCUCUCCCUAUAGGCCGUCGACUGUCUUAACGAAUCUGCAGAGAGGAAACAUUCAGACACAGACGCCGACCAAUUGGCCCGAAAGGAGUAUUCAUCAGUUGUCGGCGAUGGGAGAACUCUUUGACCAAAAUCUAGUUCUCCCAUCGCCGACAACUGAUGAAUACUCCUUUCGGGCCAAUUGGUCGGCGUCUGUGUCUGAAUGUUUCCUCUCUGCAGAUUCGUUAAGACAGUCGACGGCUAUUAUCAUGUGA
Medioppia subpectinata is the source of this 1029-nucleotide messenger RNA. Lineage: Eukaryota; Metazoa; Arthropoda; Arachnida; Sarcoptiformes; Oppiidae. The record is from the annotation of a GenBank genome assembly.